GCUCUGCACUAAGCCACCAUAUUCAUGGAAAGUCAAUAGACAUCGGAAUAUUGUCAUUGCAUGGUAUACAUCGGUGCGCCCGAGGUUGCGGCUCAGCAAGUCUCAUCUCACCCCUGUCUGAAUGGGGGCCGAAGUUGAAGAAAGGUCAUCACCACGGCCGCCAUAACCAUCAACCCUCGUCCCAAUUUCCACCAAGCCACUGUCAGCCUCACGAAGGAUAGUUUCCUUCGUGCAAUGUUUGAUCAGCCACUUUUACUUUCUCCAUGUAAGAUGUGCUUGACACUCUGUGGCUUGAUUCAGUAUGUUUGCUCCAACUUCUCAGCCUCGGUGGCAAAUGUUCAAAGAAAUGAAGGUGUGAAGAAGUUGGAUGUGAAGAAGUUGCAUGUGAUGAAAUUGGGAAAUGGAGCAAAGUAGCGGUUAUAAUCAUACACUGUAGAGUCCAAAGCGAGCCUAGCGCUGUCCCUGUUCGGCUGGACUGAACACAUUGUGAUGGCACCCAGACCAGCAUUUAUAUGAAAAAUAUCCCAGUGGGUUGGUAAUGGGGGCGUUUUAUUGUUGAUGGCAAGACAAUUCUGUGUAAUGAGCCAUUUUUUCCACCCAGUCUGUCUUUCUGCAUGUAGAAAUAUUGUGGGGAGAAUUCAUGCGUGUAAUGUGUAACUUGUGAAUGGAUCCAAGACUUUGUAUAAAUAAGAUCGACAUCUCGCCUAUCGGGACCACACUUUCAUUUGCUUGUACUUCUUAGUCUUGUUCUAGCUGGGUUAAGCAUCUGAGGUACUUGAAUCCGUAUACAUGCAUUUACGAAGCGGAUUGGAUAAGUCUAGCGAGCGAGAAAGUCGGAGUCAGCCUGCUCAAGCCCCAAAUCUCAGUAUGGACGAAUAUCAUUUCGCGGAAUUUGAUUCAAAUGGCGCGGAUGUUGGUUCGUCGAGGCAGAAUAGUGGGUCGCCAUCUAGGCCCGAAACUCAGAACCAUGAGAUUAUUGAUGGACAGCAUGAGCAACUUAUGGUCCUCUCUCGUCAAUGUGAGGGACAUCAAGAAACUCCAAUAGCAUCAUCACAUCAUACUGAAAGACCUUGCUCAGCACCGCCAUCCUUUUAUGACCCGGCUCUCUAUUCAGAAGCUUCAGUUCCUGUGUUUUAUCCUACCACAUCUGCAUCAUUUUUACAGCCUUAUACAACUACAACUACAACUACCCCUCAACCUCAACCUCAACCCCAGCUUCAACUUCAACAUAACUAUCCAUCCUAUAUGCCAUCUCACACAAAUGCACCUCAGUCUGAGUCCAUCUACACCUACGACGCAUCUCAUUUGCCUUACCCACCACCGCCAGCCGUCCCCACACCUCCUCCGCUUCCUCCGCAUCUUCGUCACUUUCAACCCCCUUCUUAUGACCCCCAAGCUCCUCUGCCAUACCACCAAGUCCAAGACCAAUACCACAUCCCUCCUACUCAACCUCAAACACACCAGCAUCCAUCCAUAAGACCAAACACCACCCGUCUCGUCACUCACCAAACACAAGGCCAGACUCAACACCAGCCCCGUCACCAAUCCGAAGGUGAUCCCUGGUCUCCCCUCUCUGCCCAUGAAACCCGCAAACGCCGCGCUUCAGAUGCGUUGAGUAAUGCCGAAUUAGGCAUCUCUGACGCGGAUAUGAAUAGGGGGUAUAAAGAUAAGAUGGGCCAGGAGCUUGAUUCUCUAGAGAUGGAAAGUAGGAGUGCAAGGACAAGAGAGGGGAAUGGUGAGGGUAGCGCGAGGAAUGGUCAUCUAGGAAGGAACAGAAGAAGAAGAUUGAGCAAUGGAAAUGCAGGACGAAGACGAAGAAGAGGGGAUGAAGAUGAGAAUGAGAAUGAAGUUGAGUAUGAAGCAAGAAUGGCGCGAGGAGAAGAGAACGAUGGUGAUCGAGGAAACGGACAUGCGUAUUCGUGAGUACGGAAGUUCUCGACAAGUUCAAUUUGGUUAGAUGGCUACAGCUCUACGAUUUUUCCCAAGGUCUAUUUGGACACGACGUUUUUUCUCUUUUUGUUUUCCAAGCAUGAGUUUUGUAUUUCAUUGUCGUUUGCAAUUUUUUUUUUUUUUUUUUUUUCAUUUCAUACUUUACUUGGUUUUUUGUGGAGGUUGAACAGUACUCGUUUUUUACAGGAAGGAUUUGAAGGAUGAGGGCGAUUUUUGUGUGGUUUUCCUACAGUCAAAGUAUUUUCAUAUGUAGAAUCUCGAGUUAUUUCUGCAUUAAGUCAUUAAGUCAUCGAUUCGCAUUGGUAGAAGUUAAGAGAAUAAGACAGUUGUUGUUUA
This is a messenger RNA of Botrytis cinerea B05.10, 2286 nucleotides long. RefSeq lists its product as hypothetical. The transcript is spliced from 3 exons. The record is from RefSeq and is a predicted model, not a curated record. NCBI's taxonomy places the organism in Eukaryota, Fungi, Ascomycota, Leotiomycetes, Helotiales, Sclerotiniaceae. Bases 790 to 1923 code for a protein of 377 amino acids.